Messenger RNA from Acaulospora colombiana, 369 nucleotides. Lineage: Eukaryota; Fungi; Glomeromycota; Glomeromycetes; Diversisporales; Acaulosporaceae. The record is from the annotation of a GenBank genome assembly.
AUGAAAUUUUAUCGGUCAACCUCUUUACUGGAUUUAUCCUAUUUCCUUGAAAAUAGUAACAUCUCCUAUACUGCCUACUCUACUGAUUUUGAAAUAGAUAACAUUAAUGGUACAAUUCCCAAUUUUAAUCCUAACAAUCCCGGCACUCUGUUAAUCAGUACAACUGUUGAUGCUAGCUCCACCAGCUCCAGUUCUACUCUAUCUUCCUUUGCCAAUAUCACCACAACUGCCUUGGCUCAUAAGACUAACAGCACUCUUUCAUCUAUAGAUAGUUCAUCCAAAACCUCAAGCAAUCAAUUAGUAACUAUAGUAAGUGUCACUAGUAAUGGAAGUGGAUCCACAAGCAUACUCUCUCUACAGUCCAAGUAA